AUGAAGAGUGACGCUUGGCUGAGUAAGCCUUUUCUUACUUCUAUAUUCCUUGGAAUUGGGGGAUUUCUCUAUGGAUUUGACUCGGGUAUCAUUACUCCGAGCUUAGCUCUGGGCACGUUUGUCAAUUAUUUUGGCAAUCCGCCUCCUCCUCUUCGAGGUGCAAUUGUGUCCAUGUACCAAGCAGGAGCAUGGUUGGGUAGUGCUUCAGUGGGUAUCACCAGCGACUGGCUCGGCCGUCGCAAGGCAAUCGCAUUUGGAUGUAUCUGGGGAGUCAUUGGCGGUGCUAUCAUGGCUGGAGCCGCUCAUGUUGCUAUGCUCAUCAUUGGACGUAUGUUGGUUGGUUUCGCUGUUGGUACCAUCACGGGAGUAUCUCCGGUCUUCGGAGCCGAGAUUGCCAAGACGCAUGAACGCGCUAAAGUUACAGCAGUCAAUCAAAUGAUGACCGCCUGGGGCUUCUUUGUCGCCCUGUGGAUAGGUGUUGCCGAAGGUAAAUGGCACAACCCUAAUCAAUGGCGUCUCGGCUUUGCGAUCCAAAGCAUUCCAGCUCUCAUUCUUGGAGUUGGCGUCUUGUUCCUCAGCGAAUCACCUCGAUGGUUGUGUCUCAAAGGCCGCCACGAUCAAGCCGAGAAAGCAUUCCGGAACUAUCAUUUUGAUGGCACCAACGAAGAGUGGUGUCGAACUGAAUUCACCGUUAUCCAGGUCAACAUCUCUGAAGAACAGCAAGCCCAGGGUCUUCUCUCAUGGGGCGAUCUCAUCAAGACACCCUCCUUCAGAAAGAGACUCUUUGUCGGUUCUUUUGUCUGGGCAGCUGCCAUGUUGUCUGGUAUCUCAUUCGUACAGUAUUAUCAGACUGCCAUCUAUGCUACGCUACAGUUCGACGAAGAUCGUCAGUUGUUGGUCAGUGGACUUUAUGGGUCCGUUGCACCAGUGGCUUGUCUCAUUUCAUUGUUCUUCGUCGACAAGAUCGGCCGGAAGAAGAUUCUGAUCACGAGUUCUUCACUCUUGUCAGUUUGUUAUUUGAUCAUUACGAUCUUGGCGGCUAAGUUCCCUGCUGUUCCUGGCAUGCCUACCAAUGCUGCUGCGCAACGAGGUCUUAUUGCGUGCAUUUUUGCUGUUUCAGCGAACUACUCUGCUCUUCUCGGACCCAUGACAUGGAUCAUUCCUCCCGAGGUUUUCACCACUGAGCUCCGAGCUAAGGCCAAUGCUAUUGUACAGGUUGUUCAUUACUCUAUCAGUUUAAUUAUCACGCAAUGCUCGCCGAUCGCCCUGGCGGAAGUUGGCUGGAAGUACUACAUCCUGUUUGUUCUGACCAAUGCACUAUGUGCGCUGAUCUUCUUUUUCGUGUAUCCAGAGACUCGAGGUAAAUCUCUGGAGGAAAUAGAUGAGAUCUUUGGUGAUGUCAAGAUCGUACAUGAAGAAGAUGUCAGAUUCUCUGAGAAGGCUGGUAUUGAUAAGAUUGAAAGGCGUGAUAGUCACAUCAUUCAAUAA
Messenger RNA from Fusarium venenatum, 1488 nucleotides. Its product is annotated as general substrate transporter. Gene Ontology annotation, biological process: carbohydrate transport; transmembrane transport. Gene Ontology annotation, cellular component: membrane. NCBI's taxonomy places the organism in Eukaryota, Fungi, Ascomycota, Sordariomycetes, Hypocreales, Nectriaceae. Gene Ontology annotation, molecular function: carbohydrate:proton symporter activity. The record is from RefSeq and is a predicted model, not a curated record.